Paramecium sonneborni is the source of this 216-nucleotide messenger RNA. NCBI's taxonomy places the organism in Eukaryota, Ciliophora, Oligohymenophorea, Peniculida, Parameciidae. The record is from the annotation of a GenBank genome assembly.
AUGAUAUAAACAAAUUAUCAGAGAAGAAUAACAGUGGCUUUGUUAAGAAAUGUAUAUCAUUUAUAGAAACUUUUGGAAAAGGAAUUAAAGAAUUUAAAGAAAUUCUUUUAAAAUUUAAAAGAGGUGUUAUAAUCAAUACAAAUUCAAUUGAGGAGAAGCAUAAAGAAAUAAAAAGUGAAAAUAAAUAAUUUCAAGCAAAAAAUCCUUAAUUUUUGA